GUAACAAAAACUUUGGAUGCUUCGGUUAAAUUUACUGUUGCGUGCCACGAAACGCCAUGGAAAUGUCUUUAUGGACAUAUCAAUCGACGGGAAGGAUCCUAGAAGGGUAUCCUUUGAAUUAUUUUACAAAAAGUGUCCCGUGGCUUCAGAGAAUUUUUUGAAGCUAUGUACGGGUGAAAACGUUCUUUCCGAGGUACCGAGUAUAGAGGGCCUUAGUAGUCCUUCCUUUGGCGACCAGUUCCUCCCCCAACUCACAUACCGCAAUACUACUUUUCAUCGGAUAUGUCGAGGCUAUCUAAUACAAGGAGGCGAUCUAGUUAGUGCGCGAGGCACGGAACAGCUUUCGAUUUACGGUGAAACGUUUGAUGCCCCAAACGAGGUUCAGUCAUCGGUAUUCGACCGCAAAGGGUUGUUAGGAACUGCUGUAAGCGCACCCCAUCUCAACGGCUCGCAGUUUUUUAUCUUGACUGCGGGUGCUGCUCACCACCUCGACAGCACCUGUAUUUGCUUUGGACAAGUAGUUGAUGGGUGGGAUGUUGUCAAAGCGAUAGAAAACACACCUAUUCAGCCAAAUGGAUUUCCGAGCGAGCGCAUUGAAGUAGUGCAUUGCGGUGCCACAUGAGGGUAUGCUGUCCCAACUUGAAGGGUCAUGAGCAGAUCUCAAACAAAAUAAACAACAUUAACAGUAUGAAUCUCUAAAGGUUCGAUCUAAACAAAA
Phytomonas sp. Hart1 is the source of this 718-nucleotide messenger RNA. The record is from the annotation of a GenBank genome assembly. NCBI's taxonomy places the organism in Eukaryota, Euglenozoa, Kinetoplastea, Trypanosomatida, Trypanosomatidae.